Messenger RNA from Gadus morhua (Atlantic cod), 3788 nucleotides. RefSeq names its product calcium channel, voltage-dependent, gamma subunit 7b (gene cacng7b). The record is from RefSeq and is a predicted model, not a curated record. Gene Ontology annotation, biological process: transmission of nerve impulse; postsynaptic neurotransmitter receptor diffusion trapping; neurotransmitter receptor transport, postsynaptic endosome to lysosome. Bases 287 to 1291 code for a protein of 334 amino acids. Gene Ontology annotation, molecular function: voltage-gated calcium channel activity; channel regulator activity. Gene Ontology annotation, cellular component: postsynaptic density membrane; AMPA glutamate receptor complex. NCBI's taxonomy places the organism in Eukaryota, Metazoa, Chordata, Actinopteri, Gadiformes, Gadidae. The transcript has 7 exons.
CUCUCUCUCUCUCACUCACUCACAGACUCUCUCUCUCACACUCUCACUCUCUCGCUGACUGUAUACAGGCAGAUCCACCGCAGUGCCGAGGACGGAGUGAGUUAAAGAGGGGUGAGGGAUCUAGAAGGCGGGUAUAGGGGGACGUGAGGGAACACACACACCACCAGAGAAAGAGAGAGAGCGAAAGAGCAAGCAAAAGACUGCAAAAUCCACCGAGUCUCCCUUCCUUCUGUGAGUUUUCUCGGUCGCUGGUGAGCCGCACGACUCGGAGCGUCUCCGUGGCAGGAUGAGUUCAUGUAGCAGCCGGGCUCUGACCAUCCUGUCCACGGUGUUCGGGGCGUGUGGGCUCCUGCUUGUGGGCGUGGCCGUGUCCACUGACUACUGGCUGAUCAUGGUGGAGGGCGUCAUCCUACAGCAGAACCAGAGCAUGGAGGUGAAGAUGGCCCUGCACUCGGGCCUCUGGAGGGUCUGCUUCGUGGCAGGAGCGGAGAACGGCCGGUGUGUGGCCUCUGAGUACUUCACCGAGCCAGAGAUAGAAAUUACCACUGAGAAUACUGCAAAUAUACUCAAGAUGGUCCGCACAGCCACGCCCUUCCCCAUGGUGUCCCUGCUGUUCGUCUUCACGGCGUUCGUCAUCAGUAACAUCGGACACAUCCGGCCCCAGCGCACCAUCCUGGCCUUCGUCUCCGGGAUCUUCUUCAUCCUCUCCGGCCUCAGCCUGGUGGUGGGUCUUGUGCUCUACAUCUCCAGCAUCAACGACGAGGUGAUGAACCGCCCGCGGGAGCCCGAGCAGUUCUUCCACUACCACUAUGGCUGGUCCUUCGCCUUCGCCGCCUCCUCCUUCCUCCUCAAGGAGGGGGCCGGGGUCAUGUCCGUCUACCUGUUCAUGAAGCGCUACGCCGAGGAGGAGAUGUACCGCCCCCACCCCGCCCUCUACCGCCCCCGCCUGUCCGACAGCAGCGACUACAGCGGGCAGUUCCUACACCCAGAGUCCUCCUGGCCCCCGCCCAAGAGCAGAGCGCGCAGCGGCUCUGAGGUCUCCAGUGACAUCUCCAUCCAGCUCAACCAGGCUCAUGGUCACGGCGGUGGAGGAGGAGGUCACGGCGGUGGUGGUGGGGGGCAGAACUCUGGAUCUUCCUCCUACCAGAUGCCGUCCCACGCCACCCACAGCCUGCCCCGCUCGCACUCCUCCCACCCCCCCGCCCAGCCCCUCCCCAUGGCCAGGCCCCCCUCCCCCGUGCCACCCCCCCACUACCACGCACACAUGCACAUGAGCGCCUCCCCAUGUUAGGGGGGAGAAGCACACUCCCUCUCCCACCCCCUCCCCCUCGCCAUGGACACGUUUGGAAUAAGUGCAAGAGGAGGUGGAGUACCGAGGUGGAGGUGGGGUGGUGGACUAUGUGGGGGGGGGGGGCUGGAGGGGGUGGAGGGGAUGGAGGGGAUGGAGGAGGUGACAGAGGUUGUGAUGGUGGAGGAGAAUGUGGAAUGUUACGUUUAAACAGUACCAACUAGACAGGGGGGAAGAAUGAGAAGGCAAUGAGUGGCUGUGUUAGGGAGGGCCAAGAAAGUAAAGAAAGGAUCAGAGGAAGUUAGGGAAUUCAUUAUUAGAAAUAAGGGGAAGAAACUGCAGAGUUAGGUGGUGAGAAAGAGGGAAAGAGAGUUUGUGUGUAUAUCUGAGUUUGUGUGUGUGUAUGUGUGUGUGUGUGUGUGCGUCUGUGAGCGUGUGUGUGUGUUUGAAUGUGUGUGAGUGCAUGUGUGUAUGCAUGCAUGUGUGUGCAUGCUUGUGUGCGUGAGUGUGUGCGUGCGUGGGUGUGCAUCUGUGUGUGUGUGUCUGUGUGUGAGUUUGUUUUGGACAGAAAGAUGCAGUGCGACAGCGGGAACGGGGGGCGGCAGUGUUAUUCACUGCAGUGCUGCAGAGGAGAAAAGGGAAGCAUUGGUAUGCACUCUGAAAUGUACGCUGUGAAACACUGUCUCAAAGUGAGAGCAGGGACUGGAUUAUGCACAUAGUUUUAUACGUUCCGCAAUUCAACAUGGUCCAUGAAAAAAGACACACUACCCUACAACCUACAAAGAGUGGUGUGCUCCGAUACAUGACCCAAUCCCACCGUCUUUCUUACAUCACCAGUACAAUUUCAUACUUCAUAACAAUUGUUAUAAGUGAUAGAAGAAUCAUUUCAGAUUAAAUAGAGUUAUGAUAAAUAUAAGAAUUAUAUCUGUGAAUUUCAUCAUAAUUUAUAUAUAUACAGUGUAUAUGUAUAUAUAUGUACAGUGUAUAUGUAUGCGUAUAUAUGCAUAUAUAUAUAUUUAUAUAUAUAUGUAUUUAUAUUUAUAUUGGAGGAACUGUGUAUGUAAUAUCAUAUGGAGAAUACAACUUUAUCUCUUACAUAUUUGUUAGGGCAAAUUAUUUCUACCUUGUUGUACAUAGUAUUGCGUUUGGAUUUGUUUGGGGUAUUGAUGUUAAAAUCAACUUAUGAAUGAAGCUUUGGCACAAAUUGACUCGGUCAGAUCAUGGAUUACCUGGUCCGACCCAUUCUGCUUUCGAUUAAAACUCUGCGGCAAGCAUUCCCUCCACCCCACUAAACUCCCCCCUACUCUGGGUGGACAGCCAUAACUGACUGAUCAUUGAACAAGUUUAAAUAUACAGUAAACUAUACUAACGCAUAAUGAUUUAGGAAUUUACCGCCCUUUAGUGGCCACCGACCUGUAGAUCUCUCAUCCAUGGGUCUGCCAUGUUUGAUACCUUGUCAUGCUCCAUUUUCUCCUCACUCACCUGCAGCAUGUGCAAACCGCUGGUGCGACACCAAUGACUUGGAUGGGUGCCUCCGACUCUCCAGGGGGAUCGGUAAUUUUCAGUGAAAGGAAAAAAAGCUAACAAAAACAAAAACAAACAGAGCUAGUCAUUUGUAGAAUGUCAUUUUAAUGGAUUCACUAGAGAGAUUGUUGUGGGACAUUUUUAAAUUACGCUUAUCUGAUUUUGUACUUAUGUUGAAAUCUUAUAUGAUCAAGAUAUAUUAUGAAUCUGUAGUUACUGAUUAAAAUACUGUAAUAUUUUUGGUUCUUUUUUCUUUUUUUUCAGUUUAGAAAAUGGGUCAAAAUGGUUGUUACCCUUUUUAAUUGCGAUUGGUGGAUAAUAACAUAUAUUGCACCUAUAUGCCCUUUAAAAUUGAUUAUUUCUGAAGGUAUUUCUGAACUAGCCUUGCUAUUGUAUUAUUUGUAUGCAUAUAUUGCAGCAGAACCAUAUUAGUAUAUAAACAACUGGAAAUAAACAGAAAUCCUCAAGCAAUAUCAUAUAUUAGGAGAUAACAUUUUCAUGCAUAAUAAAUUUAAGACAAUUUGAUUUCCAGAAACCAGUUGGUGGUAUAUCAGUAAAUCUCAUUGAAGAUAGUAGUGUGACUGUGAUGCAUAUGACUUUAUUCUAUUUUCAAGAUGACAUUGAAGAAGGCAAUGAACUCAGAAUCCACCCCAAAUACAAAAUGUAUGUGGUUCCUGAAUACUCAUUAGUAAGAAAUGUAUCUCAAUCUGUUAUAAAUUACUAAUAAGACAAUUAGAUAAGGAUUCAUAAGACUAGUAGUGAUAAACAAAUUAUCUAAAACAAUUAUAAUGCUUUAUUAACACUUAAUAGAGCUUCUGUUCAUGAUUAGUUCAAAUAGUUAGAAAGCAUUAGUUAGGUAUUUUGUGUGAGCUUAUCUAAAGUUAGCACAAUCUUUGCCUUACUAAGCAUUUACAAAAAACGUACAGUAUAAAGGCUGGAAACGCCUCCAGUACCAUUGGAACAUUAACCGUCCAUU